Capsicum annuum is the source of this 2438-nucleotide messenger RNA. RefSeq names its product 5'-nucleotidase domain-containing protein 4. The coding region runs from base 275 to 2254 and encodes 659 amino acids. The transcript is spliced from 17 exons. NCBI's taxonomy places the organism in Eukaryota, Viridiplantae, Streptophyta, Magnoliopsida, Solanales, Solanaceae. Gene Ontology annotation, molecular function: 5'-nucleotidase activity. The record is from RefSeq and is a predicted model, not a curated record.
UGGCAGUGAAAAUUUCACCUGUCUACAUCCUUUACGAUUUUUUCAUUUCUAUUAUUUAUACCUUCAAUUUCCCGGCAAUUCAAAUUCACUCUCCGGUAACCAACUCCGUCGGAACCCUAUCCACGUGUCAACUCAAUAUACCGCCACGUCAUUUCCUUCAACCUCACAAUUCUGCGGGAAUCGGAUUCCGUAUAGAAAUGGAAAACCGAAUAUAAUCCGGAAUACCAGUUGUGUGUAUACAGUAGUAGAAUUUGUCCGUCCACUUGUUUAAUGUAUGAAGGGGCUAAAUUGUUGUUGUAAUAAUAAUAGUAAUAAUAAUGGUAGUAUAUUAGAAGCAUUAUCAGUUACAAGGAAUAGUAGCACCAAGUUUUGGGUGCUACACGCGGCAUUUGAUUCUUCUUGUAAUUCUGGAUUAAACAACAAAAUCAAAUGGCUAUUUAAUGCGAAGAUGCGAAUCCCUAAGCGUUCAGUUUCACUUUGCCUUUCUGUAUUCUCUCCCAAGGAACUAUUUGUUUCCUCUUUCUCGAGAAGCUUUAGUUUUCAUUUGGGGAUUCAAAGUUCUUUAAGUUCUGAUCGUUUUCAGAGCAGAGGAGAACCAGUUCGUUACAAAGGGAGAGAUCAGUUACAUACAAGUUGUACGAUGGAUGGGAUUGGUGUAGAUACCAGGGCGGCACUGAUUGAGAAGAAAACUGGUGCCAAUGGUGAUCAGGGUUCGUUCAUAUGGUCAUCUCCCGAAGGAGGGAGUGACAUUGCCAUAGGAAAGCAGAUAUUCUGUAAUCGGUCCUUAAACAUGAAAAAUAUAGUUGCUGUUGGAUUUGACAUGGACUACACCCUGGCACAGUACAAGCCUGAGACUUUUGAAUCUCUUGCAUAUGAAGGCACAGUCAGAAAGCUUGUGUAUAAUUUAGGAUACCCUUCCAAGCUGUUGGAAUGGUCAUUUGAUUGGAGCUACAUGGUCAGAGGUUUAGUUCUUGAUAAAAAGAGGGGGAAUAUAUUAAAGAUGGAUCGACACAAAUAUGUGAAAGUAGCUUAUCAUGGAUUUAGAGAGCUUUCCAAGGAAGAUAAAGUUGCUACUUAUGGCAAUACCUUGCUUCGGGAUUCAUUUGAUGAACCUGACUAUGCACUUAUUGAUACCCUUUUCUCUCUCGCUGAAGCCUACUUAUUCGCUCAGUUGGUGGACUUCAAAGACAAAAAUCCAGGAAAAGUUCCUGGAGAUGCAGACUACUCUCGCAUGUACAAGGAUGUUAGAGCAGCAGUAGAUUUGUGUCACCGUGAUGGGACUUUGAAGCAGAUGGUUGCAAAAGAUCCAAAAAGAUAUAUCAAUGAGGAUACCUCAAUUGUUCCGAUGCUCAAAAUGCUUAGAGAAUCUGGACGUGCUACUUUUCUGGUAACAAACAGCUUGUGGGACUAUACAAACAUUGUUAUGAACUUCCUUUGUGGGCCUAAACCCUCUGCUGGAAGUAGUUCCAGAUUUGAUUGGCUUCAGUACUUUGAUAUUGUCAUCACUGGCAGUGCAAAACCAGGUUUUUUCCAUGAUGAAAUUCGUGCAAACCUCUUUGAGGUUGAACCUGAAAGUGGCAUGCUUAUCAACACUGAUAAUGGGACUCCUAUGGCACAGGUGGGGUGCACUUCUUCGGAAUUGCUUUUAAAGAGUUUGAAGGAAGGCUGCAGAAUUUUCCAGGGGGGAAAUGUUGGCCAUUUGCAUAAGUUACUUUCAAUUGAGUCAAGCUCACAGGUUCUUUAUGUUGGAGAUCACAUUUACGGUGAUAUCUUACGCAGCAAAAAGGUUUUGGGUUGGAGAACAAUGCUUGUUGUUCCAGAGCUUGAGAGAGAGGUUGAACUUCUCUGGGAGCUAAAGGAUACUCGCAAGCAACUUCAGUUAUUGAGGAAUCAGCGUGAUCACAUUGAAGAUGAAAUACACCAUCUUAAGUGGUCCCUCAAAUCUAAAGAUACUGAUGAUGCCAACAAGGAAAAGAUGUUUUCGGAGCUUGACAAGCUGCAGUCCCAAAGUGAGGAGGUCAGGCUCAGUCAUCAGCAAGCACAACAAGAAUGUCACCAAAAGUUCCACAAGGUCUGGGGGCAACUGAUGAAGACGGGGUAUCAAAAUUCUCGUUUUGCACAUCAGGUAGAGAGGUUCGCUUGCCUCUAUACAAGCCAGGUGACCAACUUGAGCUUGUACUCUCCGGACAAGUAUUAUCGACCCAGUGAGGAUUUCAUGCCUCACGAAUUUGACAUCUUCUCCAUUUUAAGAUGAGCUUUGGUCAUUCUAACUUGUAGGUGCAUCCAUGUGUUUUAUAUUUUCAGUUUGUUGGUUUUGGCCGUCUGGAAUGCAACAUUUUAAGUUGUACCAAACGUAGAAAAUCUUUUGGUUUUGUGAUUAAAUAACUCAACUGUAUCAUAUUUUGUUUGUGCUAUCUCAUAUAUGUGCUUACCUGAUU